Molecule: messenger RNA, 33866 nt
Organism: Pelobates cultripes (western spadefoot toad)
Lineage: Eukaryota; Metazoa; Chordata; Amphibia; Anura; Pelobatidae
Source: the annotation of a GenBank genome assembly
AAAGAAAGAAAAUAAGAAACGCAGCUAAGAGGAUUCCUGUGGUGUGAAACAGUGACAGCAUUAAACACCUGGACAGCCUAACAGAGCGGUUCACACAAAGCAGGUGAGGCAACGAGAACUGGCACAGGUAGCGAGACAGCAUUAGCUGCAGAUUGCUCAGAGCAAGGGAUUUAAGGUACCUGAGUCUCUGACUGUCACAACAGUAGAAUGAGCUUCAAUAUAAUCAUUCACAUUAUAGCAGGGUCUCCAAAUCUAUCAUGGUUUCUUGGACACAUCACUUUAACAUAUGAAUUGGUAUGUAGUAUUCAUAUCCUGCAGGUAGAACAUUAAGCAAUCCAUGAAGAAUUCUGCAGCAUCUGAAUUCUACACACUGCAAAGAGCCCUUUUCAUGCAGUGCCCAUCAAGAAGUAAAGUGCUUCCAGGAAAACCAUGUGUUUAAAUUUAAGGGCAAUAGUCAUUAAAGCCACACUAUACUGUUGCCGCAUUGCAAAGAGUGAAGCGCCUCCACGAUAGUGCUGUUUAUAAGACUGUAAGUGCUUUUGCGCAGGGUCCUCAUCACGCUAUUGUUCCUGUAACAUUUUGUAAUAGUGUCAUUUAUUGUUACAUCCCCCUUUAUAAUAUUGUAAAGUGCUGCAGAAUAAGUUGGCGCUAUGUAAAUGCCAAUAAUAAUAGUAAUAAUAAUAAUAAUGUCAGGCAUCAUUACAGUGUGUGGUAGUUGAAGCUUUAAUGAUGUGGCUAUAUAUAAUUUCUUCAUGUUGAUGGGCAGCACAUGAAAUAUAUUGCUCUGCCAUAGGAAACAUUUACAUGGUGCAUUAUCCUCAUUGAUUUGCAGCAUUUUAAUUAUACUUAGUACAGUGUAGUACUUUUCAUGUGCUGCCCAUCAUAAUCUAUUAAUGAUUUAUAACUAUAGUAUUUUUGGAAAGCAGCUGUUUUUGUGUAAAAUUUACAUUUUUUUCUAUAAUUCGAAAUGUGGGUCCAGCAGUAUAUCUCUAUGUAGCAUAAGUUGCAUGUUGUUGCAGUGGGAUUAGGGGAGUUUAGGGUAAAUGGGUAUUAAAUCAGCUUUAUUUUAAAUGUACGUCAUAUAGAGAAAUCAAGUGUUCUCCGACGGGUUUGAGCAGAACUUAUUUCACAGACAGUUGCUUACUGAGAGAUUAUAACUUACUAAGAAUUAUUAAAAGUAUCAACAAAUGGGGAUGUUGGGAAUCAACAAGUCUUUCAGGAUAAUUUACUAAAUUGCUGUAAAUUCAAGCAGCAGAAUGAAUUUCAAAUUUAAGGUCAAAAUAGCUGAAAAGGAAAACAUUUCUAAGUCCGUUAUGCUUUCUUUGAAAAUCCACUUUGAAUUCUUGCUUUAGUAAAUAUCUCUAAAAGUGAAUUUCAAAUGUAAUGCAAAAUAGCCUAACAGAAGUGACUUGGAUAUUUUUUUUUCUAAGUUGGCCUAAAUCUUGAAAUUCACUUUGAAUCCCCAGCAAUUCUUACUUUAGUGAAUAACUCUGAAAUACUUGACGAUUCACAUCGUCUCCAUUUGUUCAUGUGGAAAACUACCAGCUAAGUCCACGCGAUUUAAAUGACUCUGUGAACUUCCUGUACAAACAAAGCUAAAUCUACAGUGCGUGAUGCCAGUUCUACUUGAGAGUGAUUUCCUUAAAAAUCCACCCUUAAAUGAAUUGUUCAGUGCAUUCAUAGUUCGAACAUCGUGACCGAAGAGACAGGGAACUCAUGACAAAAUAAUGGAUCUUCUACGGAGCAAUAGUGUUGAAUAUUUAUUCAGCUUUAUAUUAGUAGUGUUGAAAAAGCAUGAAAAUGCUUGAAUAAUUUAAUAAUAAAAUUCUUUAUAUCUUUGCAAUUGUUUUGUUUAACACUAAACAAGUAGCUGUACAUUUUUCAAAUUGAGAUGGAAAUGUUUUUUAACCUAGCAAACUAGCUAUUACUUUUUUGUAUUUCUAUGAAAACAUAAACCUACAUUAGAAGUGUCAGACAGGGCAUUUAACCCUUUCUGUGUGCCUGCGCAUUGCUGAGUUGGGCCGGCAUAUGGCACUCAAAAGGUUAACGCAAAUGAAUUCACAUUUCCUAUGAUCCUUCAUUGAAAAACAAACUGUGUCGGUGAGCAGUAUUCAAACUAUUUGGGGAGCGAGCCAGCUGUGAUUCACUUGUGACGAGGUGGAAUUAGUUCUAAAUGGCAUUUUCAAGGGUGCCUUCUUACUAGGCAGUUAUGAAAACUACAUUAACUUAUAUAUUAUAGACGCAAACUUGGCAGAAUUCAUGGCACAGAAAUGGCUAUAGCACAGCGCCGUAAACAUGGUGAACGGACAUAGGAAAUAAUAUAAAUUUUUAUUAUUACUCCCCAACCACUGGAUAAACUUGUCCCUUGUGAUAACGUGAAAAAUAUUGUUAGUUUGUUUUUGCCUCAAAUUAAAAUGCCCGAUCUCAUAAUAAUGGUAUCAUGAUGCAUACACAGAAGGGUAUUAGGAUAGACGUACAGGUGUACAGGUGUGCUGCAGGUGCCCCAACAAAAAGAAGGAAAACGGGUAUCAUAUUCCACAAAAAGAUCUGAAAGCUCUGCUUUGACAUGAAAUGACAGCGGUUAGUUUGUUUCUUGAAGCAUAAUGUAUCUAAUUGAUAAUUUAUUAAAGUAGGAAAUCUCUCACACAACAUAGAGGAAAUUGCACAAUAUUCCCGAGAGGUAGAUUCAAGAAACUAUGCUUUAAUAAUGACCGUGUUGGCAAACACAUUAGAGGAAUAUAGGCCUGCUAAUGAAGGAUAUAAUUCCACUUAACCAUCUCACUCUGUAUAAAUUUCAUUCUCACCUUUGCAGUCCCCCACCUCCUGUUUCUCACGCUUCCUAUCCAUCUAGAUAAUAAAUUCCCACGGGAUUAGGGCCCUCAAUUUUACUGUUUGUUUGUCAAUUUUGUAUUGUCUCAUGCGUAUUGUACCUUUGUAUUUUUACUUGUACCAUUGUGCCCAUGUACAGCGCUCCAGAAUGUGUUGGCACUUUAUAAAUAAAACAGUAUAAUCUAUACCAUUGAUUUCUUAGUGAUUGCACUUGAAGGGACACUCCAUGGAUUCUUACUUCAGUCUCAUAGAUCGAGGGUAAAACAGCAAAUUCUCCCGAUAAAUUAGGAAAACUAAAGUUUUUCUAAAUUUUACCCAUGCUAUGUGAUAGUGUGGGAAAGUCUAAAUAUAGCAGGCUUUCCCCGCUAUCAUAUCUUAUUCUGAGGCAUUAAAUUAACCCAUUAAGAUGGCUUAUUUUUAUUGAGGCACAUUUUUUUUUUUUUUUACUGUGUGUUUUUUUUUGUUUUUUUUGCAAUAAGGCCUUUUUGUAUUUUAUUUUAAUUAGUGGCGUUGGUUAUUAUGAAUUUUAAUUUGGCCUUUAUUAAGGCUGAAGAAUUAGAAGAAAGAAAACUUCUGAUGGUUAGUAUAAUUCUUUUUGUUUUGUUUGGUUUUUACAGGUUUUAGGUUUAUCGUCUAAUAAUAAUUGCUAAUUAUAGUGAGUGUGGGUAGGCAGGGACGUUAAUUUAUUGGGUGACUAGGUGUCCCCAAUACCCUAGCCAAUCCACUAAAUUAAAUCAAAGUCACAUUGUUAUCACAUGGGUGGACAAUGAAAUGUUCAGCCCUCCUAUUUUAUAAUUAAUUAGGGUCCCCUUUUCAUCACCCAUAAAGGAGGUCUUUGGUGGACAGUAAGUCCCUCACUUUGUUAUUAUUAGGGCCCCCCACCUGUCCACCAUGAGCAGGGGCUGGGUGGGACACUAGGUCCCUCACUUUUUAUUAGUGUUAGGGCCCCAACUAUUGCCCAUGGGUGGUGGCUGGGGAGGACAUUCAGCCCUCGUCCAUCACCCCUGGGUGGGGGCUGAAAGAGACACUAGGUCCCCCACUUUAUUAUUAUUUGGACACCCUCCCGUCACCCACUAGAUCCCCCAUGCAUAUUUAAAGUAGCCCCUUGUUUUUUGUUUUUUUUUUAAUUCUUUAUUUUUCGCUCUGCCAGUCAAGCAUGGUUACAAUAGUGCAAACAGAGGUGGAUACAUGACCGUACAAGUUUUGUUGGUUUGUAGUACAGAAUACAGGGUAACAUAGUUAGUACAGGCAUUGGCCACAACCUGUGCACCUUAGGUGCGUCUCCGCCAGAGUUUUUCGUUUGUGUUGGUAAGCAGAUAAAGAGAGAUGAAAAGAAAGAAAAGAAAAGAAAGAAAUAACUAUGUACAAUGGUAGAAUUAUUGAGGAGUGUGCUGUGCCAUGAAUUCUCGGGAUGGCUGUGAUGAGUGUGUUGCGUUGUCUUGGCCUAGGCGUAUGUGUGAGGUAUCCUGAGCUUGCCCAGGUAGGUCAGGCAUUGUGCCCUCCCCGUGUGCCCUGUCCCUGCCGCCCCCUGUGUGCUGUCAUUCCGCUAUGCAUGUAAUCAGGCAGGGUCUGACAGUGUUGGAGCUUUUCUCUCCUCCUGUUUGUUUACAUGGUCUGGUGUGUUUACAAGAGAUAAAAGCAUAUAAAGAAAGGAUAGAUAGAUAUAGACAAGUAGAGAUUUCAGUGUGUUAAAUUACGAAAAGGAGGUGAUCUCCUGGGAACCGUGAACCCUGUGCCGCCCGCCCCAGUGGGCCGCGGCCCUCGUUCCGGCUUUAACCAGAUACCCGUCCUGCAGUAGAGCCGCUUCCACCCGUCCGGGUUAUGGAAUGAUGGUGACCGCUGAGUGAGCCCCAGUUGUCGCUACUGAAUUGUGCCGCACGGAUGCCGCCCCGCGCCCCAGACCAUGAGUCUAUGUGUCGUAUUGCUCCCAUGGACCCCACACCUUGUGAAAUGUGGUCAACGUGUUCCGCACUUGGGCCGUGAGUUUAUCCAUCAGAUAAUUAUCGCGUAGUUUUGUCCUGACCAAGGACAGCUGCGGGAGGUCCGGACAGGACCAGUGUUGUGCCACGGCCCUGCAGGCCGCUAAGUAGAUCAUGAGUUUUUGUUCGUGUCUUGGGAGGCCCUCCGUGGGUCUGGAUAAAAGGCACGCCCAUGGAUCUAGUGUCAUCCGUUUUUGUAAGAUUUGGGAGCUGAAGUUUACUAUGCUGCGCCAGUAGGUCACCACCUUUGGGAAAGUAGCCCCUUGUUUUUUAAAGGCUGCGCAGUAGCUUUUUAAAACAAGGCACCAUUUUAAUGAACACAUACAAAUUAAUACUUAAAAACAGCAUUUAACCUUAUAUUGAUUUUUUACAUGAAUCCCUAAAGUAACACUCAAAGCUAUUCACAAAGUGAGAAUUCCACAUGACUUCAAAGUGUAUUUCAAAUUUCUGGCCCAACUAGUUGAACUUAAAACAUAAUGACUUAGAGAAUGUCUCAUGUUCAGUUAUUAUUUUACCUUGAAUUUGAAAUUUACUUACUCACUUUCGUAAACCUGUCUGACUACAAUUAACCUUAGGGUAUUUUGUUUCCAUGUAGGUCCUCCAUGACUCUAGCCAUGCUUUGGCCUUGUACCUACAUUUCAAUUUUACACUUUACUGUCUUUUCAUAGUCACUCUGACUUGUGUUUGCUUGUUGGCUUUUUCUACAUUGUAACAUACAUAUUUUGAUCAUCUCCUGUAUUAGGUCAAUCAUGUCAGGAAGGUAGCGAGUCCUAUCCUAACACGGAAAUCUUGGCGAGCUUAGAGAAUAAAAUGUAUUACUGGUUCUUAGAGGUGGCUUGGCUUAAGGCAAGAGUGAGAAUGGUCAAAGGAUGAGGAUCAUGAAACAUAGAAAGACAAUGAGACAGUAUUGGAGAGGUGAGGACUAGACAAUGAGGUGGUAUUGGAGAAGUCAGAAUGGGCAGUAGGCAAAGCAAAGUCAAAAUUCCAGAAAGAGCAAAAAAUAUGAUCCCAAAAUAUGAUUGUCCAGAGUUGCCAGAAUGAGGCCGUGCUUGUGUCACUUUUGCAUAUAAAAUUAGCACAGAAGUAGUGGUCCAUGUCACUCUUGAAUCUAAAGACACACGCCAUCACUUUGAACAGAGUAGGUUUGACUUGCAUCAUAACUGACACUGGAAAAGUGGCUUGCAUCAGAAUCAAUGCUGAAAAAAGAGAGUGCAAAAUUGACGCUGGUUUGAGCAGGAACCCUGACAAAUUAUAAAAUAAUUUUCCUGAUGGGCUAUAUGAGACAUAACAUAUGGAAUAAUCUCAGGGAUUAAAUAUUCCCACCCAUAGCUGUGAGAUCAGGUGAAAGGAGAUUAAGAAAAUGAAGUUUGAGGUUUUUAAUCUGGGCAAAUCACAUGUUCUAAGCACUUUGUAAUCAUCUAUUUCUGCAUUAAUUAACAAAAUACAUCAAAUUACAAUUAAUCUAGCUCUUUUUUUAGUUUGCAAUAUUUUAUUCAAAUAUUUUUGUAACUUGCAAAUUUGGUGUUGGAAAUCCAGUUUCAAAGGCUUCAUAAAGCUAUCCAUUUCGAUAUUUUGCUUUAAUACCUUUCUCUAAUGAACCCCCAGGGACUUUCCAUCACCUGUUGCCUGAUGCAAGACCUGCCAUAAUAUACUGUUUGUCUCUAGGUUACUAUUGUAAAAUCAUCAAGGGGGGUGAUUUUUCAUUUAUGGGGUCUUUGUGGCACAGGAAGCAUGGGACCAGUGAAGUUCAGAAAAACACUGUUGUUCCCCUGUGUCUUCAGUUGGUUUCUGAUGUCGUCUGAGAUUACUCCCUAGAUGAAGGCAAUUAAAACUGGCAACUGCUAAUAUAUUUAACACUUUCCCUUCUGGGAUCCUGAAAUUGUUACUGGUGUUUGUUAGUUUAUUUUUCAUAAAAUCACCCAGUUUACUGUUUGUAUAUAUUGUACAUUUCUUGGUUUGCUUUUGUAAUUCCUUAAAUUAAAAAAUGAGAAUUAAGGCAAAUUAUUUAUACAUUUUAUAUAGCAAUGUCUUGUUCACCCCUCUGCCAUUCAAACAAUAAGGGACACGUCUUGUUUUGUUAUUUUAUUAUAUAUACCAAUUGUUUUAGUUUAAAUUACUUCCAUUUGAUGGUUUUACAGUUACACUGCACUUAUAGUUAUCACACUAGUAGAAUACUGUAUAACAGCAGACAGUUGAUUAAAAAUAAAUACACUUUCAGUGGAUCUACAAAAUACAACUAUGGUAGCCAUGACUGUUUAAAACUCUGAGACCCUAAGUCUUCAUGUCUGAUCCCCUUUUUCCAUGUAAUUUUCCUUAUUCUCCCUUUUGUUUCUUGUUUUUUGUUUUUUAAAAGCAACAUUCACUUAUAUCCAAAUUGAAAGUAAAAAUAUAAAAUAGAGGGUGCUCUAUGCUGUGGAUCCCAUGAUUACUAAUGGAUGUGUGCAAGGUCCGCCACAUUCCCACAUUCGUUGUCUAGUGAGGAGUGGAUAAUGUUAUAAAGAAGCAGGUUUCUAUAACCACGCUUCUUUUCCUAUAAACAUGCCACAAACCAUCUAUUAGUAGAGUGCCGAGGGUGUCGGUGGACUGUAAUCACCCUGGCACCCUAAUGCUCAUUUUGUUUUUUUCAUUUUUCCUGUUGCCUGCUGGAUGUUUCUGCAGUUAUUUAUAGUUUGCAUUUGUAUUUUAUUUCACCUGCAAAAAAAAAAAAUGGCACAUUGAAGUGUGUGGAUCUGACUCGGAAUCACCAAGUCAGCAUCUGUUCAGUGUUAUGACUAAUCUAGGUUCUUUCCAGUUUUGCAGCAGUUCAUAGGCACAUUCAUAUUUUCUGAAUAACCUAUGUGUGUAAACACUGUAGACGAAUUGUUGCUUGACACAACAAUGCAUACAUUUCACACCUCAGAAUUUAGAAAAGUUUUUAACAGAAAUUUAGGUCAGUUUUGGAGUUUAUGCAGAAAAAUAUCCAUAUGUGACCCAACAAGUAUUAAAUGGACGAUAAACUACAUUAAACAAGUCCUGACCCUAAACAAACUUUUAUUAGACAAACAUAUAUAUUUAUACAUUGAUUGAAUAAAUUAUAUAUUUUUUUAUCUAGGAAAAAUAUUGACUCAGUCUCAGUACUAUCUUGAUUUGGACAUUUCUGAGCAGGCUUAGGGAAAGCCAGGUGAGGGGUGUCUUAGUGCACAUCUCACAAUAGCAGAUAAUCUGUCAUCUAUGAUUCUGAAAUUGCAAUAGUCAGUACAGUGCAUCUGAAAUGUAUGAAUCUAUCAAUUAAUUGGUGACUUAAAUGAUGUCAGCUGAAAAUGUUGUGUCCAAACAGUAAAUCCAGAAGAGAAGGCUGGAUAUUGGAAAUUUGAAAAUGUGGAUGAAGUUAUUGUCAUUAAAGCCUGGAUUUCUAUGUUGCUUGGUAUUACUAUUAUCUGCUUUCCUGCCAUCCUGACUUUUAAACAUGUACAAAUACUCUAUUAUUUUUGUUUUCUUAAGGUAUUUUUUUUCUUGAAGACGACUAGCUGUACAUCCUGAUGGGCAGAAAAAAAAUACAAAUAGCUCGUAUCCUGGACCAGCGUAACAGACAGGUAUGUGAAGGGGGCAUCCUCAAAAGAGGUCAGCCCUUAUAGCUGCAAUAUUAGGGGAAAUUGAAUACAGAAUGGGCUUAACCCCUUAAGGACCAAACUUCUGGAAUAAAAGGGAAUCAUUGUGACGAAGUGCCCUUCGCCACUUGUGCCUGGAGAGGACUGCUUGCCCGCCUCUUGCCUGUGACUAUGGCCCCUGGGAUGUAUUGCCCUUUAAAGACAUGAUUUGGGCAUAAUGGAUUUGUGUUGUGCUGCUGCUGGCCCUUUAAGAACCAUCUGGGGACAUACUGUGGAGUUACUGGGUGGCCACCAUUUCCUGUAUCAGAAGCACAUGGUGAGAACAAUGGAUGGUGGCCAUUUUAACUCACAGACACUGUUUGGACUUUUCAACACGGUGCCAUCUCGCCAGUAUUUGGUGCACAGAGACAUCGUGCAGUGGUUUUGGACUAUACAGCAGGGGACACAUUAUACAGUGAUUGUUUUUCAUUUAGCCUGUAUAUGUUCUGCAGAAUCUGCAUUAAACUGUAUUUUCCAAAGUACUGAACGGAUCUGGGUGAAUUUUGGAUAUGUGGUUCACCCAGAUCCCCCGGUUCCAAGGAUAUACUUUUUAUGGGGUUAUUGCAUGUUUUGGGGUCCCUGUGUGUUUUAUGAAACUGUAUUAUUUCUGGCCAGCAGAUAAUUGAGCUUUGUGUAUUGUAGAAACUCAAUUAUCUAGCCUGGCCCAGAGGAGGAGUUUUGUGUUGCAUAAAUUGUGAGUUCUGUGUGCCAGUAAAUCAGUCUUGUUCCAGCAUUAAGCCUUGGCUCAUGUUUGGGGGAAGGGAUACCUACACUCUGGGGAUUGCUAUAAUCACUUACUCCCCAGAGGAAGCUCUUGCAAUAGCUUGAUUUGUUCCUGUUCCUGCUCUCUGGGGAAAGAGAGGUUCACCAACUGGAAGCUGGAUCCUGGCCUUGAGUCCAGGGUGGGUGGAAACAGCAGAGACCCCGGCGCAGUUGCAUCGCUGGAAGUGGGGUCUGCAGUGCUGAUGGUGUCGGUUGGGGUGCUUGGAGUCCUCGGCGAGCGCUAGGAGCAUCGAUUGGCGGAGGUACUCAGUCGGAGUGCCAGCGUUCCGUCACAAUCAUGACAUGUCACAUAUGUCAUGUGUCCUUAAGAGGUUAAAGGGACACUAUGGUCACCAAAACAAUGUUACCUUAAUGAAGCCGUUUUGGUGUAUAGAUCAUGUCCCUGCAGUCUCACUGCUCAAUUCUUUGCCAUUUACGAGUUAAAUCACUUUGUUUAUGCAGCCCUAGCCACACCUCCCUGCAUGUGACUUGCACAGCCUUCCUAAAUACUUAUUGUAAAGAGUCAUUUAAUGUUUACACUUACUUUAUUGCAAAUAUUGAAAUUUAAUUUUAUGCAAUUAAAGUUCAAUUUACAGAGAAGGAAAGAAAAACAUUUAAAGUAAACAACAUCUAAAACCAUGUUGUUUUCAUGCAGGCUGUGUCAGUCACAGCCAGGGAAGGUGUUGCUAGGGCUAUAUGGACAGAAAUAAUAGUAUUUAACUCCUAAAUGGCAGAUAAUUGAGCAGUGAAACCUCAAAGGCAUGAACUAUACACUUUCAUUUAUUUAUUUAUUUAUAAAAUAUUUUACCAGGAUGGAUACAUUGAGAUUUCUCUCGUUUUCAAGUAUGUCCUGGGUCCACAAAACAUUGCAUUGUAACAAUAGGAUACAAUAUUAGAAAAAUACAAUAUACACACUAUAGAUAUAUAUACACACAUAUAUACAUUUAAUACAUAACAGGUAAUCAAUAUAUUCAACCAUGACAGGUGCAUUCUGUGCUGAGGUAUAUUACCAUAGAUCUCUUAAAAGAUUUGAAAUUGAAUGAAGAUUUGACUGUGUCCCUAAGGUUAUUCCAUAAUUGCGGUGUUCUGUAGGAAAAGUAGGAUCGAGCCACUUUAUUUUUUAUUUUUUUAAUUCUUUAUUUAGGUUGUGCAUGAAAUAACAUUCAGGUUUGCACUACCACAACGGUUGAUGCAAAUGGAGCAUUAAACAGAUGAGUAUACAGAUGUGAUUUCAGAUACUAGGCACAUAUUUUGUUAUAAUAAAGAAAAUACUGAACUAUAUGUUCUGGUCUAGACAAGCAAUGUCAUACAUUUUUACAUGAGAGUGACUAGCUAGAAUGCUGGUAGAGAACAUUUGAGGAUACAUUUUGUGCGUGGGUACGCUAACCUAUGUAUGUAUAUACAUGCAGGUAAUGUGAAGGCAUUACUGAGCCACUUUAUUUUUGUAUUGUGUUAUGCUAAAUAUCGUGCUAGUACUGGAUCGGAGGUUAUAGGAGGUGGGAACAGCCAGUGAGAGCAUUCUACUCAGGUGGGGGGGAGGAAGCUUCCCAUAAAUGCUCUUAUGCACACGGCUGGAAAGAUGAAGAGUGCGUCGGGAUUCCAGCGACAGCCAGUUUAGCUCUUUUAACAUGUCACAGUAGUGGGUAAAGUAAUUACAUUCUAGUAAAAAGCGGCAGAAUGAAUUAUAUAACGUAUUAAGUUUAUUAAGGUGGGUUUGCGGUGCGGGUGCAUACUCUACAUCCCCUUAAUCAAUGACCAGCAUUAGCAUUUGUUGCACUAUCUGUUUCCUUACUGUAGGGCUUAGGCAGGAUUUGUUUCUGUACAGGGCACCUAGUUUUGGGUAAAGUUUUGAAGAGAUUUUUUCAAUGUGAAGGCCAAAGGAUAGAUUGGGGUCUAGCAAGAUACCUAGAUAUUUAAAAGAGCAGACUGCUGUCAGUGUGCUAUUUGAAUUUGUUCUGAUACACAGUUGUUGAUUUUGUAGUUUACGUAAUUUAGGUACAGUUCCAAAGAUCUUUGUAACAGUUUUGUCGGUGUUUAUAAAGAGUUUGUUAUCCGAUAUCCACUUUUCUACCUCUGUGAAUUGGCUAAAGUUGUUUUGGUGACUACAGUGUCCCUUUAAUGCAUGGUGCAGUCUAGUAGAUUUCCCAACUCAGACCUCUCUUAGUUGAUAUUACCCUUCCCACCCCAAACUUCACAUUCAGCAGUGGUUUGGGGAGAGGGGGAGGGGGAGUGUGGGUAAACAUAUAUACAAGUGGGUUGUAGUGUAUUGUAUUAAGGCUACCGCCAGUAGCCAGCGUCUAUCUGAUGAGAGGUGUCGUUUUCGUUAUUAGCUUUACAGCUCUGAGUGUGUAUAUAGAGGGGUGGAGUGCCGAUGAGGGACCCUUUUUUUAACAAAUUUUUUCUUUUUUUUCUUUCUGCGCCCAGCAUCACCCAGGCAUAAUGUGUAGUGUGCGGUGUGGUACUCCGUUAAACUCUUUGUGUCGCCGUUUCACUGUUGUUGGGGUGUCGGACAUAUGAACAAUCGUGUGUCCUCAAUCUCAUGUUAGCUCUACAUGUCACUCGCUGUCGGUUUCCCCACUGUUAGCCAGUAUGUUUCCAAUAUCUGUCCUGUCAUCUCUGUCGCUCCUCCCUUUCUAAUCUGUUGGUUUGCCAUUAGCUCAUAGUCCCAGUUCGUUUGGUUUUGCUGCACUAACAUGCGUUUAGAGGGAGUUUCUUGUGUUUUCCAUGCUCUGGCAAUGAGGGUGCAUGCAGCUAUUAAUGUAUGGAACAGUAGUUUAGCAUGGACCUUCCCCAGAUUCUCAGGCCAUAUAUACAGGAGACACACCUCAGGUGUCAACUCUAGGGACAUAGGUAGUAAGUGGGUAAGAAUUUCACUCACCAUUGUCCAGCACGGGCAGGUAAGUUUGCAUGUCCACCAUAUAGAAACAUAGAAUGUGACGGCAGAUAAGAACCAUUCCGCCCAUCUAGUCUGCCCAAUUUUUUAAAUACUUUCAUUAUUCCCUGGCCUUAUCUUAUAGUUAGGAUAGCCUUAUGCAUAUCCCACGUAUGCUUAAACUCCUUUACUGUGUUAACCUCUACCAUAUAUAUGUGGUACAUUGAGCCUAUUUCAGACAUGCAUCUCCAACACUUGUUGGAUGUGCCAGGAUAUAUGUGUGCCAGUCUCGUUGGGACUAAAUACCACCUGUAUUGUAAUUUUUCGUAUUUGUUCAAAGUGUGUGAUGCACGCUGUGUUCCCUUUAUGUAUUGUGAACGCUCGGCUCCAUUGAUCUGUGGAGCCAAGAUUGUCCUGCCAUGCUUGCAUGAAUUUGUCAGUGUACUCAGAUUUACUCUCUAGCAUUAUUGCGAAAAUUAUCGAGAUAAUUUUUCUGUGUGGUGUUCCUGUAAGGCACAGUGUAUCAAAUUUGGAGAGCAUGGGUUCAUGGAGGUGGCGCAUAGUCGACUGCAGGAGGGAUUUGAGCUGCAAAUAAGAAAAAAGUGCCCUGUUAGGGAGGUGAAAUUGCAUCUGUAGGUCUGGGAACUGUUUCAGAUUGGUCCCUUCAUAUAGAUGGUGUACAUGUGUACAUCCCGCUGUCAUCCAUGUGACAUAGUCAAAGGUCUGGUUCCUCAGGUAUAUGCUGGACAUUGUCGUGGCCAAUUAUAUUGCAUUAGGUCCCCCUGUGUGUUCGCACUAGGUGUCCCACGUGCUCAGCAGUAGUGUGGUUGGUGCCAGUAUUUGUGGCAUCGCAGGUCUCUGUGUUUUCGGUACCCAAAAUAGGUGGUGCAAUCCAGCCCUGCAUGACCAGUGAGAUUCAAUGGCCACCCAUUGGGGUGCUUUUGGUUGUUGUUGGUUGUGUGUAGUUGCCACAGUGAAGAGGAGUGUGGCCUUAUAAUACAAUUUUAUAUCUGGAAAGUUCAUCCCCACCUUGAAGUGGGUUUCUUUAGAGUGUGAAUUGCGAAUCUGGGCUUUUUGUUCGCCCACACAAAUCGUGUAAUGGCUUUUUGUAAGGCCACCAGAUAGUGUUUAGGGAUGGGGAUCUGGAGAGUUCUUAAUAGCUAUUGUGAUUUUGGAAGUAGGGACAUUUUAAAUGCCACCACUCGUCCGUGCCAGGAUAGAAAAUCACUACCCCACGACUGGAGCGUCUAGGUGAUCUCCUGUGAUAGUUUCUCAUAGUUAUGUUUAUACAGUAAGUGUGUCGAUUUGGUAAGUCAUAUUCCUAAAAAGGUUACAAAGUCAUCCCUCCAAUAGAAGUUAAAGGAUGUCUUCAGGGUCUGUGUAAGGCACCCAGGAAUGCUGACCCCCAUUGCCUGUGUUUUUGUUAAGUUGGGUCUGUAAUAGGAGACUGUGUUGUAGUCCUGUAUGCAUUGUUGUAGGUUAGGUAGUAAGAUAUGUGGCUGCGUCAGUGUCAGUAGUAUGUCGUCUGCGAGAAAAGGUAUUAUGAACUGACGAGAAAUAGGUGUAAUCCCUGUAUUCUGUGUGCAUGACUCUCCAGGCAUCAUAAUAAUGGUGUAGGGACAGUAGUUUCACCAAGGUAACGCAUUGUCGUUUGAGUGGCUUAUAUCUAGGAAUAGUGUGAGAGAGUGUAGGGUCUAAAGUGGAGUCCAGGACGUGGUUCAGGUCCCCACAUAUUAUGGUUGUGCCUUGUUGGAUUACUGAAACCCUGUGUAUUAUCUUGUGCAGAAAGUUUCUUUGGUUGGUGUUGGGUGCAUAGAGGUUAGCAAUGGUGUACAGGACAUUGUUUAUGGGUCCCACUAUGAUUACAUAUCUGCCAUCCUGAUCUAUAUCCUCUAGGAGUAGUUCAAAUGCUACCUUCUUACUUAUAAAGGUGGAGACCCCUUUGGACUUUGUUUGCGAGGUGGAGUGAUAUUGGUGGGGGAAGUUAGUUGAUGAGUGCCUUUUGCCUGCCCUUGCUUGGCACCAAAGAAAUGCAGUUUAUCCUGCUUUUCCAUCGCCCGCUUGCCCUUGUGGUGGGACAUGAUCAGGGCACCGUUCUCCUUAUGUUAAUGGGUGUUUUGAAGCUGUGAGAGGGACAAAAUUCCGCGGAGCUAACCAUACAUGCGACCGUUGGAAUUCAGGUCCAGGCCACAGCCCUCCUUUUGGUUUUCUUAAGUAAACACCUACUAUUAAUUGCAAUAUAAUAAAAAUACAUUAGUUAACGAGGGGUAUUAACUCAGCAAAUCCUGCUCGUGAAUGGAACUUUUAGCAAUGAAAUUGGCUUUUCGGUCCUUCAUUAAAGGGGAGGCACAGUCAUUGUGAUACAGAACUUAGGAAUUCAUUAUUAAAGGAAUACUAUAGGGUCAGGAACAUAAACGUAUUCUGAUCCUAUAGUGUUAAAACCACCAUCUAGCCCCCUGGCCUCCUCUUGUGUCCCUAAAUAUAGUAAAAUCUUACUUGUAUUCAAGUCUGAAGCUGCUGUCUCUGCCCCUGAACUGCCUCUGCCAGUUGACAUAAUAAGAAGUGGUAGUCUGAGUCAAUCACAAUGCUUCUCCAUAGGAUUGGCUGAGAUGGUCAAGAAGGCAGAUCAGGAGCGGAGCCAGUACAAGUCAAACACAGCCAUGGCCACUCAGCAUCUCCUCAUAGAUAUUAAUUGAAUGAAUUCAUCUCUAUGAGAAAUGUUCAGUGUCUGCAUGCAGGGGGUGGAGACACUGAAUGGCAGUGCUGCACACUAGGCAGGACUGCCCCAGGAAGCACCUUUAGCAGCUAUCUAAGGAGUGGCCAGUUGAGUUCUAACUAGGCUGUAAUGUAAACACUACAUUUUCUCUGAAUAGACAGUGUUUAUAGCAAAAAGCCUGAAGGGAAUGAUUCUACUCACCAGAACAAAUUCAAUAAGUUGUAGUUGUUCUGGUGACUAUAGUGUCCCUUCAACCCUCCAUCUCUUUGUUGCAAGAGAUUGGCAGAGGUGAUGCUAUACAGUAUAUAAACCACGUUGCUUCCUCACACAGUUUAUUUACUUACCUCUAAAUUAUAGUGAAUCCAAAGCUGAAUAGCAAAGUUUAAACAAAAAUAGCUGAUCUGGAAAAAUUCUCCAACUCUGCUAUAGAAGUGUUUGGUUAUUUUCACCUAAAUUAUGUAAUUUAGGUAUUUAUUUUUUUACAAUUUGCUGGUUAUAUAAAGUGGGGGAAAUCUCCCUCACAGGUGUUACAUUGUCAUACUUCUCAACAUUUCAAAUGGACACAUAGGGUUACUUUAAUCCUAGGGAUAUAAGCGGGGCAGUUCUCAGAAAUUUGAGGUGACUUACUAAUAAAAAAAGUAUGCAACUAAAAUGCAAUUUGGAAGAAGAACAAUGUAUUGUGUUUCUCACAAGCCCAUUAUAGCAGUAAGCUAUGUAUAUCCCAAAAGGAAUCAGAAAUUUAUUUUAACCACUCUAAUUUCUAUUCUUUUAAGGUCACCUUCACCAAGAGGAAGUUUGGGUUGAUGAAGAAGGCAUACGAAUUGAGUGUCCUGUGUGACUGUGAGAUUGCACUCAUCAUUUUCAAUGGGUCCAAUCGAUUAUUCCAGUAUGCUAGCACUGACAUGGACCAUGUGCUCCUAAAAUACACUGAGUACACCGAGCCUCAUGAGAGCCGUACUAACUCAGACAUCCUGGAGGUAGGUGAUCAUCUACCUUGUGAUAUGUAGAAACCAGGUGUUAGACCUCAUGUAAUAAACACUUUAGAAGAUUAUUUGUGACCAUAGUUGUGUGUGCAGCCCAUUUCAAUAUGGUGUGCACCAAGAUUUUUAUUUAAUUUAUUAAAGGAAUACUAUAGUGUUGCAAAUACAAAACUGCCUUCCUAACACUACAGUGUCCCUCUUCCUCUGCUCCUCAACCUGGCCAAGAAGGUGUUAAAAACAUCUUGCUCUCUUACCUAAUCAGACUCCAACGAUGAUGUCAGCACGAUCCAAGAACCAAUUGCGCAUGCGUGGCGAAUGCCACACACAAAUCAUCCUUCCCCACACCAAAGCAUUGACUCAGUACUUUCCCACAGGGUUUACAAGACACUCGACAUCUUCAUGCAAAGUGUGAGGAUGUCCAGUGUUGUUUCACAGAGUCAAACUGCCCUUCCGACCACCCCCACCCACUACCACCAGAGUCCCGAUUUGCAUAAGGGGCCUAAUGGGCGAGAAAGUGCAGGGCAGCUUGGCCACGCUUAAGAGUGAUACUGAGUACACCAGGCAUCGCUCUGGAAAAUCACACACUUACAUUUAUGAUCAAUAGCAAUGCAAACAUAAGUGCAGUAAAACAAUUAAAACAAUUACUAUAGUGAGGUUAACGGCAAGCGUUUACAAAACCACAAUGUAAUGUAUACAUCAAAAACACUGCUUUCGUUUUUAAAAAGAGAUCAAAGAGGCAGAAAUAAGUAAAUGAAGAUAUUUAGCUAAUGCUUGUAUAAUGAGUAAAUUAGAGACUCUUGAAAAUCCUAUUCACAUUCUCACUUUUCCAAUGGAAUUCAAUGAUGAAUGAAAAUAUUUUCUUAUUUACAAGUUUUAUGGUUUCCAAUAUACAUCUACAUUUUUUUUUCAGUAAAUAGAAGAUAGAUCUGACAGCUAUAUUACCUUUGUAAAUUAUUAUAUACUAUAUCCAUACUUAAUCCUUCUUGGAUCCAUCUUUAGUUAAAUGGAAAAGAUUAAUGUAGUUGUUCUGGUGAUUAUAGUAUGGCCCCUGCAGGCUUUUUAAUGUAAAGCAGUGUUUACACUACUUCCUAGUAACACCUCCAGUGGCAGUCACUCAGACGGCCACUAAAGGUGCUUUCUGGGUCAGUGCUGCAGAAUAUGAUGUUCAGAGUCUCCAUGCUCUACACAUAGGUGCUGAGCGUUCCUUAUAGAGAUGCAUUGAUUCAGGGCUGAAUUUAUGGGAGCUGUGGUGGGUGCAGGGUGGGCAUAGGGACUGUAGUGGGUGCAGAAAGGCAUAGGAACUGUGGUGAGUGCAUAGGGGCUGUGUUGCAGAUGCAGUGGGGGCAUAGGGGCUGUGGUGAGUACAAGAAGGCAUAAGGCCUGUGGUGGGUGCAGGGUGGGAUAAGGGCUAUAGUGGGUGAAAAGGGCAUAGGGACUGUGGUGGGUGCAUGUUGGGAAUAGGAGCUAUAAUGGGGUGUUUUCUUUUACAAAUGGUAGUUCUUUGUGGCAACCUACUAAAAUGCUCCAAAAAUGAAUAUUGACCCAUCAACACCAUCUAUGAAAAUUCACACAUAAACCUAAAAUGGUCACGUCUCUGCACUGUAACUUCACACAAUAGUGUAUUGGUCAUACACUGGGCAUAAAGCUGAUCCUGUGGAGGUGUGGACUGCCCAGGUGCACUGUAGACAGGCAAGGUGUGCAACGCUAGGCUCCGUCCCUCACAGGUAGAUGCGGCCCUUUGUCAUCAGGUCCCUCAUGAGCAGCAUCGGGUUGCAUAGUGGCGGGGCCUAAUGAGAGGGGCAGGAUCACAUUGAGUCGGAUCCUAACGCUGCAUACCCCUCCUAUCUACAGAGCACCUUGGCGGUCCACAACCCCCAGGACCAGCUCUGAUUAGGCAUAUUGUGUUACUCAAAAGAUGUAACUGAGCAUAAAUUGGGGGACUUGGUGGGAUUUUAGGGGGUUUUAUCACAGUGGCACAUAAUAAAAGGGACACAAUACCAAUCAACUGACAUAAAUUUGCGAAAAAAAUGGUACAACAUAGAUCAUAUGAGAUACCCUGGAGUCUACUUUCACAAAUGGUAGGCCUUUGUAGUUUGAACAGUCAAACUGCUAUAAUGCCUCAAAUUGUACUCAGCAGAUGUUGCCAAACCCAAUAUGGGUUUUGUACAGGUAUAGCACACAUCGGCUUUAUGAAAUACACAUUAAAAAACCUUGUUAUAUGUUUGUAUGUCAAAAUAAUCUUAGGUAAAAAGCCUCUGAUGUCUACUUCAUAUACAUACAUAACUUUUGUCUGACAAUUUUAUUUUUGUUAUGGCUACUAAGCUUACUAGACAAACACACCAACUUGUAAAAUUGUUCCACAUUGAAAUUUUAUUUUACAUCUUGUAUUUUGUGACCUGUAACUAUCAAAAUACAAUGAAAUUCUAGACAUAUUAUGUAUGUAUGUAAUUUUCGUAAGCUGCACUUAUUAUGCACACAUUAUUAUUCUCCAAGCUGUGAAAAAGUGUAUGUUUUGUAAUAAAUGGGAAUUAUAUGUGUAUAUGUAUCAAAUUAAAUCCUUUUUAUCUUUUGAAAAUUGGCAUUUAAUGUAUGUUGGUGCAAUAAAUGAGAAAAAUAUAAAUUGCAGUUGAAAACAAACAGCAAGAACAAAUGCAAAAAUUGCUUGCAUCCUUAAGUUCAAGAAAGGCUUCUGAAGCUGUGUCCUUAAGGGGUUCAUCUAAUUAUGGCUUUUUUGGUAAUUAAAAAAACAAUUGGAGGGGGCGGAGCUAAGCUGUUGAAGCGACUGGCCGCAUGUCUCUGAAGCUCUGAGCUUUAUGCCACAAAAAGCCUAUUUAUUGCUACCAGCACCGCCACUAAUUGGACCCGGAGGUCGGUACCCGCCUGCCCAAACACUAUGGGGCGCAAAUCUAAAAAGCCCAAAUCAGACAAGCCGACCAUGGGAAGGAAUAUCGGGGAAAUGUGGAAGCAGGCACAGGGCGCAUACGGACCUAACAUGGCCGCCCUCACCGGCGGCUGCUCAGAUUUCUCUGACGAACUCUCCACAGACGGGGAGGAUGAAAUCUUACUGGCACUCCCAAAGCCAAAACCGGGCUCGACAACACCAGAUACAGCCCCGGUCACCACGGCCGUCCUAAAGGAACUCCUGGACGAUCUGAAAACCACGCUCCAGGCAGACAUAGCCACGAUCCGAGGGGGCCUGCAGGGCCUAACAAGCCUCAUCGGAGUGCUAGAAGAAGCAUCACACACAAGCUCGCAACGCUUGGAUACCCUACAACAAGAGGUCAGAGAACUAAAACAGCAAACCCAAGUAUAUGACCGCCGCCUCGCGGCACAGGAAGAUGCCAGACGCCGAAAUAAUUAAAAAAUUAGAGGGAUCUCGGAGGAAGUGCCGGACGCAGAACUACCGCACCUAAUGAGAAGGCUAAUGGCUGCUUUACUCCCACAGCGGCAGGCCAAAGCUAUGAACCUGGAAGGUCUAUUCCGCAUCCCCAAACCGGCUAAGGCACCGGUGACGGCCCCACGGGACCUAGUGGUCCAAUUCAAGUCCGGAACAGACAAAGCUGCAGUCCUCACGGCCCUCAAGGGAGCGUCCACAUAUCAGAUGGAAGGCAUGACACUGGCCUUUUACCAGGACCUUUCUAACAGCACGCUGGCAUGGCAGAGGUCCCUCAGGCCUCUCACCUCCCUUUUACUGCAGAAGAACAUACGCUACCGUUGGCGCAUGUCUCACACGCUAAUGGUGACACACAGUUACUCCACGCACAUCCUACAGGACUUACAAGAGGCAGCAACACUACUACAAGCCCUGGGUCUACUGCAGGACAGUCUGGCCAGUAAAGACCCCACUACCGCCUCCAAACCUUCACGCACCUGGAACCCAGCGGCGAUCACCCCGUUCAUCCCAUGGGGAGCCGAGACUGGAUCAUACGUGGCAGCCACAUCCUGAGGACAAUAUCACUUUCAGUCCUAUCUAGUUGGGAUACUUUUAACUGUUUUAAUUUUUCAAAGCUUUGUUUUACAAGUUGCUGGUUCCCAUGUAAUACAACACACAGCUUACACUCACGACCCCGGAUGGCACAAUAGGGCAGACAUGCUCCAGUGAAUUUAUAACCCUAACUUAGCUUAUCCAAGGAUCACAGGGGGGACAUCACAAGCAGUUAUCCAACUAAACACUAUCUGCACCCACAUCUUAUAUAGCUCAAACCAAAGCAUGUUGUAUUUCUACUAUUAUACUCGUAUUAACCUAUUAUCAGUCUAGAAAGCACAGCCCCACGUAACAAAGUAUGAAAACUUAGCCUAGACCUUGAUCGCUAGCCUACUGAAUACUUCAUUAUCAUUAAAAAAUGUGCAAUGUAUAUGCAGCCACACUGUUUUCCAUUGUUUAAUGCUCUGUUUGCACUAGCUAUUGUGGCAGUGCAAAUCUGCUUGUUAACUCAUGCACAACCUAAAGAAUUUUAAAAAAACAAAACAAAAAACAAUUGGAUUAAAAUGAAAAUAAACAGAAAAUUGGAAAGGUGGUUUGGAUAAAUAGUUGUUUUUUUAUUAUUAUUAUUAUUAUUAUUAUUAUUAUUAUUGUUGUUGUUUUUUUAUGCUUUAAUACACUCAAGCUCUGUAUGUUAGUGUAUUAAAUUGUGAAUAUGCCACAAUUUAAUAAAAAGGAAAAAAAAGAAAAGUACCCCAGCAGGAAAACAGGAUACUAAGGUGCAUUAGUGAGAUAUAUUUAAUAACAAAAAAGUAAAAAAUUAAGUAGAAAGGUUUUCUACUCUAGGUAAUUUAGGAUUGCCAUUUUAAAGGGACACUAUAGUCACCCAGACCACUUCAGCUCAAUGUGCCAGGUCCCCCAGGUUUUAACCCUUCAGAUGUAAACAUAGCAGGGUUAAUCCAACCUCUAGUGGCUGCCUUCCUGACAGCCGCUUCUGCAACACAGGAUGCGAAAAUCGUGUGCAGAACGUCCAUAGGAAAGCAUUGAGCUCCACUCGGGCGCUGACAUGGGCGGGGGAGGAGAGGUCACUGGCGCAGAGGGAGCCCGGCGCUGAAUUAAGGUAAGUGGCUGAAGUGGCUUUAACCCCUUCAGCUCAGUGGGAGGGGGACCCUGAGAGUGGGGGGACCCUUAGGAUUGUAAAUGUCAACUCUUGGCAGGCAAGAUUCCCAUUCCAGCAACUAAUGUGUCACAUUUAUUUCUUCAAACAUUGUCGAGGCCCCUGUGCACUUAGCAGCAUUUAAUACCAAUGCGAUUUCUUUAAAUAAUCAAGACCAUUACUAAUCUAACUUCUACAGGUCACAGCUACCCCAACAUUAUUACUAGUAGUACACCAUGGCUGCUCCCUGAACUCUACUUAUGAUGAUAUAGAUCAGAAGAUUGAUGCCUAUAGACUAAUUCCAGGGUUAUUUUUAGAGAACUUAUCGAAAUAACCAGCUCAUUGAUAACAAACUAUGACCUUUCUUGUGAAUAGACUUUGAAACGGAGGAGUCUGGGAUUGGAGACGGAGGAUGGAUUGGAACAGGCCCAGAGGAUCCCAGGGGAAAAUGUCAACUUGUCCACUCCUCGUCACACCAUGUCUCCUGUAAGUUAAAUAUGCCACAUAUAAUGGUGUAGGGAUCAACACGAGAGAGUGUAUGGUAUCCCUCAUAUUACAAUAUUUCAGACUGAAUCUGAAAUUUUAAGCAGAGGAAGAAAUGGUAAAUUUUCAAGCUGGGCAAAAGUGGUAAGUGGUGUGCCUCAGGGUUCUGUUUUCGGAAUGCUUCUAUUCAACAUAUUUAUAAAUUAUCUUGAAACAGGCAUUGAAAGUCAUGUUUCAGUGUUUGCAGAUGACACAAAACUCUGUAAAGUAAUACAAUGUGAGCAAGAUAUUACUUUGCUCCAGAGGGAUUUAGAUAGAUUGGGGGGACCUACCACUCAAAUGGCAGAUGAAAUUGAAUGUAGAAAAAUCCAAAGUUAUGCACUUCGGGGUAAAGGAUGCCCAAGCGACUUACAACCUAAAUGGUAGUGAAUUAGGGAUAACCAUACACAAGAAGAAUUUGGGAAUUGUAAUAGAUAACGAACUAGGCCACAAUGUACUAUGUCAAUCAGCAGUGACUAAGGAAGGCCAGUAAGGUAUAAAAAGGGGCAUUCAUUCUCAGAACGAAAAUAUAAUUUUGCCUCUUGAUAAAUCACUGGUAAGACCACAUAUUGAAUAUGCUGUGCAAUUUUGGUCACCUGUUCUAAUGAAGGAUAUUAUGGCACUAGAAAAAGUGCACAGACGUUUUCUUGCAAUUGUAACUUGUAAGGUGAAGAGGGCAAGAUAGGUGGCAAACAGACAACAUGAAUGUCUACCUUGUUAUUUGCAUUCAGUUAUGGAUAAGUGUAAUUUUUGCAAAUGAAUGGCCUCGAAUGCCCCUCUGGUCUUUGUAUUUAAGAUGGUAUUUUAGAGCUAAAGCUUCCUCUUUCUGUCUGUCGUUCUAUCUCUUUCUCAUUUCUUGUAAGCUUGUGGUAAAAUAUACCAUAUUACUAUGACACUUCCACCAUCAAAGGAGUAAACCAUUCUAUUUCCUUUUCAGAAAAUAUAGCAUUAAGAAUAAAAAUAGUCGCUAUUGCUUUCCUUUUUGUAUAAAACCCACAGAUAUACUUAUAUAGACAAGGCAAGCAGAGACAUAAAAAAAUAAAAAGACCAAAGGAUCAUAUGCAGUGUUAGAAAUUGCUCCAUUAUGUGUUCAUCUCUCCCUUGUGUUAUUUUCUGUUGUUUGAAUAUUCUCAGCGUUUGGUCUCUGCCUUUCAUUUAAGUUCACAUCUAAUAGCAAGAUUGCAAUAACCAGUAAUGGGAGAUACAAAAAUGUCUCCUAAUGAAAAUGUAUUGUUCCCUAUCGUCUCCUUUUUCCCCCCCAGAAGCCUUUGCAGAUGAGCCACGGUACUCUGAGUGCAGCUUCCUCUCCCCACAAGAAGUAUGGGGACCACAAUUUACCUCAAACCAUAAUCCGACCAUUGAAUUUCAAACCUACAACUUUGAAAAAUUCCUCCACAGAAAGUCUGAUACAACAAGGUACCUAUUUGAAUUCCAAGCACUUAUAAUAGCUUAAUAUGCCAGUUUACCUGCAUCCACACUCACUGAGAAUUAGCAUUAAAUAAUAGACUUGUUGAACACUUGUUUAGGACAUUUCAUCUGAAUUAUAUCAAAAAAAUACCGGCACUCCAAGGUUUUACAAAUGGAUUUCUUCUUUAUUCCAAAAUCAUCAUUUAAAGAAGAAAUCCAUUUGUAAAUUCUUGGAGUGCCGGUAUUUUCUUUAUUUAUUGUUUGGCUACCAGAGCACCAGGUAUCACCUUCUGUUAAGUUGGAGUGCAGGAAUUUUCUACAUUUUUAUGUGUGUGUGUAUAUAUAUAUAUAUAUAUAUAUAUAUUAUUAUUAUUUUUUUUUUUUAUUAUUUUUUUUUUUAUUAUUAUUCAAAUCAAUCGUCCGGGAUUUACUGAGGAGUCUAAUUCAGUGACUCCACAGGUAAAUCCCUGACAAAACUAAAGUGGACCACAUGUGAAUUGAGUUUAAAGUAGAUCUCAAGCUUAUUGUGUAUUCCCUCUCACUAUUAACUAACACCUGUCCAUACACAGGGUCCUUGCCACCUUACAGCAACCAGAGUCAUGGAGGCCAGAGCAAGACUGUAACCUCCUCAUACCUGGGUGGUGAUACUCAGAAGACAGAUCUGGCCAAUGCCAAGGUAAAUUUUUGAUUAAGAAUCUUUGAGAUAGCUCAGUAGUUCACUUGUUGUGCAGACUGAACAAAACACUUUGACGGGAAAUAUUUUUUUUUCGGCAAAAUGUUGUUCAUGGUGCUGUUCGGCUUGGACAAAUUUUGGUUUUGAAAAAAGAUAACUCAGACAGUCAGAAAAUGCAUUGGAAAUGGUGCCUGUAACUAACAUAGCUAUAAUAUUGCCUGACCUAAUGGCUACACAAUAUCAUGCAUUUUUGCAAUGCCAAUGCUGAUCUGCAAAAAUGAUUAUUAUAUAUCUUCAUUAAAAAAUGUGAAUUGAUUGAACUUCGUUUUAUAAUGCAGCAUUAUAAUCUUUUUACUUUUUCUAUUUUGUAUUAACACAAUAUGGGUAGCAGUAGUCAUUUCAGGUUUAUCCAAAAAUUAAAGAAAAAAGUCAAUGGUGAAUUGACCACCUACGUACUCGCCCCUUCCACCUUUGCAGGAACAAAGCUUCCCCACACAUCCAGUCUCUAGUGUCCUUCAGUGUGGGAAAAACAGUGCCUUAUCAGCUUCUCCCAACUGUAUCUGCAGAGGUAACAGGCAUAGUCACCUUGCAAGACCAGGGCCGGACUGGCCCACCGGGAUACCAGGAAAUUUCCCGGUGGGCCGCGGCACCUGGGGCUGGGCUGAUCAGAGAUCAAGCUUCUAUAAUCCCGGCCGGACAUGUGGGAGCCAGGCGGCCGGCACAGCUCACACAUGGCCGGCUGGGAUUCUAAGAAAAUAAAUAAAAUAAAAAUAUUGCAGCGGGGGCGGGUCUUAGCGUGCGGCGGGGACCCUGGUAACUGCGGCAUGGGAAGCAGGAAGGAGUCUCUGCUUCCCCAACAACCAGACCCCAGGAGCUCCAAGGGAUGUUGAGGUAAGAAGCAGAUCAGUGUGUGUGUGUGUGUGUGUGUGUGACUGUCUGCAUGUGUGUGUGACUGUGUGUGUGUAUGUGUGACUGUCUGCCUGUGUGUGUGACUGUGUGUGUAUGUGUGUGACUGUCUGCCUGUGUGUGUAUGUGUGUGACUGUCUGCCUGUGUGUGUGUGUGAGACUGUGUGUGUGUAUGUCUGUGACUGUCUGCCUGUGUGUGUGUGACUGUGUGUGUGUGUGUGUGAGACUGUUUGUGUGAGUGUGGUGUGUGUGUGUGUGUUUGAGUGUGUGUGACUGUCUGCCUGUGUGUGUGUGUGUGUGUGUGUGUGUGUGUGUGUGACUGUCUGCCUGUGUGUGACUGUGUGCCUGCCUGUGUUUGUGUGUGCGACUGUCUGCCUGGGUGUGUGUGUGACCGUCUGCCUGUGUGUGUGUGUGUGUGUGACUGUCUGUGUGUGUAACUGCCUGCCUGUGUGUGUGUGACUGUGUGUGUGACUGUUUGUCUGUGAGUGUGUGUGUGUGGCUGUCUGCCUGUUUGUAUGUGGCUGUCUGUGUGUGUGUGGGUGUCUGUGUGUGGCUGUCUGCCUGUCUCUGUGUGUGUGGAUGUCUGCCUCUGUGUCAGUGACUGUCUGCCUGUGUGUGUGACUGUGUGUGUAAGUGUGUGACUGUCUGCGUGUGUGUGACUGACUGCCUGCAUGUGUGUGAAUGUCUGCCUGUGUGUGGGACUGUCUGCCUGUGUGUGUGUGUGUGUGUGUGACUGUCUGCCUGUGAGUGACUGUGUGUGUGUGUGUGUGUGUGUGUGUGUGUGUGUGUGACUGUCUGCCUGUGUGUGUGUGGUUGUCUGUGUGUGGCUGUCUGCCUGUCUCUGUGUGUGUGGAUGUCUGCCUCUGUGUCAGUGACUGUCUGCCUCUGUGUGUGUGGAUGUCUUUGUGUGUGUGUGCAUCUGCUAUUGAGUGAGCGAGCUUCUGUGUGUGUGUGUGUGUGUGCGCGCAUCUGCUAGUGAGUGAGCUUCUGUGUGUGCAUCUGCUAGUGAGGGAGCUUCUGUGUGUGGGUGCCUGCUAGUGAGUUUGUGUGUGUGCCUGCUAGUGAGUGAGCUUGUAUGUGUGUCAGUGAGCCUGUCUGUGGUGAGUAUGUGUGUACAGUGAGCUUGUCUGUAGUAAGCAGUUUGUCUGUACUAAAUUUGUGUGUGUACCAGUAACCUUGUCUGUGUAUGUCAUUGAGAUUGUCUGUCAAUGAGCCUAUUUGUGUGCAUCAGUAAGAUUGUCUCUGUCUGUAGGUGAGUAUGCUUUACUGUUUAAUUUAAUUACCCUGAAAGGACUAAGAUUUUGAAUUAGAAGAAGAAAUUUAUCAAUAAUAUAUAUAUAUAUAUAUAUGUAUAUAUAUAUAUUGUGAAAGAAACGGCAGCACUCACGGUCUUUACUUAAAAUCUUAUUUUCUUUGCAAGAUUAAAACAUGGAUCAACGUUUCAGUCCCUAAAUUGGACUUUCUUCAGGAUCAAUAUCAUAUCAUAUUGAUCCUGAAGGAAGUCCCACUUAGGGACUGAAACGUUGAUCCAUGUUUUAAUCUUGCAAGACACAAGUGGCUCGUGAGUACUGCCAUUUCUUUCACAAUCUGGAUACCAAAGUCCCAAGCUUAAAGGGACACUCCAGGCAGUCCUUUUUACUCACCUCGUUCCAGCUCCGGGAACCUUGUGAAGCCAUGCCCCCUAUUUCAUAGGCACGAGCAGGGAGCAAUUCGGAAGCGUCAUUGCUCCCUUGUGCGCAUGCGCGGCUUCACAUACCUCAUAGGGCGGCAUUCAUGAAAAGGGGGGAGUAGCAGGAGAAAUGUAAUUCAAAAUACUUUUCAUGUAUCACCAAAUUUAGCAACAACUUGGAAGGGAGAGGUGAGCGGCCAAUUGCAUUUCAGCUAGCACAUGAUGAUGCCCAAUAAAUGAAGAGCAGGGUAAUCCAACUUGAGACUAUUUACUUAUUCAAUUGUCGGGACAUUUGUGAGUAUUAGGAAUUUGGAAUGCUCUUUGUGAACGUUCAAUUUGGACAUUGUUCGGUGGAAAUCACAACAGCUGUUGGGCAACCAGGUACAGAGCAGGCCACACACUUUUAUUCUCUAUCCAGUAUUUCAGAGGGUACUCGCUAGGAGACAAAAGAGGUUCUGACCAUUUCAGAGGCACUACUAUUCUUUCAGCUGCUGCUGUUUCACAUGUUCCCACCAAACUGCCAACAUCCUCAGCACAAACUGCAUCUGUUUUGCUCUUCUGUCUUGGGGCUAUGCUGCUGAGCAGUUGCUGGAGGUAGUAGACUGCAACAACAUAGUAGUUUCAAUGUGCACAUGUUCCUCAACCAGCAUGCUUCUCUUUCCCUGCAAAUAAUAUACCAUGUUAAUACAUCUGUCCCUUUAGUAUGUCAUGGUGUUACAUCAGAAUGACACUUUUCCCUUAAUCCUAGGAUCACACGGAGUAGCUAGCAUUAGUUAAGGCAAUUGACAAUUUGUUUGGCACGCAUUGAGUAGAUUAUUCAGCUUCCUGACCACUUCUUCUACAUCGGUGUGGAGUGUGCCACCAGGAACUAACUCCCUGUUUUCUAGGAAGGUAUCCAUCUUGUUUAUGAGGUGGGUGAACAACGGGAUGUGCUGUCCAAAACUGGCAUUAACAUGGCUCAAAGUUUCUGUUAUGUACCUAAAUGGAAUAAGAACUGACACUAGUUCCCACUAUUAUUGUCCAAUCCUCAUGCCCCAGUGAGGAGUCAAUGCCGAUGGAGUGGUGGGAAAAUAGACUAUAAAUUGCCCUUUGAUGUUCCAUAAUUCUUUCCAGCAUGUCUAAAGUAGAGUUCUACUGCGUACUGGCAGUUUGUGGUAAGCCCGCUUUCCUCUUGCUGUUGUCUCAAGAUUUGGAUAGCCCUUACACUACUGUGGAAAUGCCCAGAAAUCCUACUGCAAUGCUCACGUAUGGUUGACACUUUUGUGUUGGCACCCUGAAUUGCACCCUUCACUAUAAGACAUAGGGUGUGUUAGAGUUUUGACCAUGAAGUCAACAUGCAGAUUAAUGCCUAUCCUGAUCUCCCUACCAAUUUGACACCAUUUGUCUAAUUGCUGAUCUGCCAACAACUUUUACACCAUAAAAGCAGGAGAGAUCGACUGCUCUACAGAUACACUCCCAGACUGACAUGCUGCUAAGCUCAGGCCUCCUCCACUGCCACCACCAUUCCCAGGCACUGUGGGCUACCACCAGUGUGCUGUCAAGGAGAGGAAGGCAUGCUGGUCAAUAGGAGCACUCCAUAAAUCUAUAGUGAAAGGCACCCACUGACCUACAGCCUAAGUCAGUUGUUACUUCAAUAGUAGCACUCAGGAACAGUAUAUAGUGAUGGGAUGAACAUUUUGCUGAAAGUCAUGAUUGCCCUAGAGCUGGACAAUAAGGUUUGUUUUAAAGAUUUGGUAUAUUUGGCCUCACCUUGCACAAUAGAAUAAAUGACCCACGCUGUCUUCCACUCCCACAAAGGCACAGCAAGAGUAAAACAGUCUGUCUCCCUCAGUAGCUGCAGUAAAGUGUUUUUUAGAAUUCCGCUCCAAAGUAUAGAUUGUUUUACUGCUUUGAAUUUUUUUUUAAAUAAAUAAAUAUAUAUAUAUAUAUAUAUAUAUAUAUAUAUAUAUAUAUAUUAAUAAUAAUAUAUGAUUUAUUUUUUUAAUCUACAGAAGACAAUUAUAUAUUUUCUCCAGCCAUUAUUAAUGGAGUAUAUUUUCUCUCCUAUUCUAUAUUAUAGGUACUACUAAGUACAUAUUAAUACCAUUUUGUUUUUUUGUUCUUUUUUUUCAGCAAAGAAUUCUGGCAUACUCUGGUGUGCAGUCUCGAGGUUUGGCAAGUUAUCCUUACUUCUCUGUGAAUCACACAGGUGAAUGUCCAGCUGAUGUUUAAUUGUAUAAUCCUCAAGUGACCACAUAUGUCUAAUCUAUUAUGUGUUUCAGAUUACCAAAUCUCCGACUCUUCUGGUCAUCCAGCCUUGAGUUCCCCACCUAGGCUGCCAGGACACACAUUUACCCCAUGGACUCAUCCCUACUCCCCACAGAGACACACUCCACUCAGGUGAGAAACUAAUACAUUCAAAAACCAUAAUGCUACAUGUAAGAUAAAUAUACACUCCAUAUUCCUUAACAAAACAAAUGUAAAGGUUACAGGCAUUGGUAGAUCUAUACUUUUAAUUAAUUCCUUCACCAUGAAGGGAUUUCCAAUCACUUGCCACCAGAAUCAAUUCUUCCUGUGUUAGGGAAAGUAAUGUGUCAAAGUAUUUUUAUAAUGUCAGUAUUCACAUUUCAUCAUCAUAAAUCACUUACAGAAUAAUGAAGUUAAAGUUCAGUUAACAAGAUUAAAUUAUAUUUAUUGAUUGGCACUGUUUUUCUAUUUUUCUUAACUCUGAAUCUAUGCUGCAGUCCUCUGGAUGUGGAUAAUUUAACCCACAAAUACCUUAAUUCUCUUAAAUAUUCUGUAAUCACCCAAGCAAAUAUCCAUCACAAUAUUGCCCAUAUGUUGCCUCAUAUACCUAUGAAUUUUGCAUCGUAUUUUGUCAUAUUGCCUCUAUAUGUGGUUAAAUUGCACCGUAACAAAUAUCUUUAAGUAGUCCCAUUGCCCUCAACAUUAUGGACAUAUGUUUCAUUAAAUUAUGUUUACAAGGGUGCCAAUCUUGGGUUAUGAGCGAAUACCUCUAAUGCUCAUGAUGGGUGAAGGCGUUAAAGGGACACUGUAGGCACUGUAACCACUUAAUCUUCAAGUGGUCAUAGUGUCUGGAGUUUCCUAGUGCAGUAUUUCUGUUCAGUGUUACCAGUUUUUAAUGGUUUAAAACUAAACAAGAGUCCUCUGAAGCAUUAGCCUGAGCAUCAAUGGGGGGAGAUGAUUGGCAGAAAGUGGUUUUAGCUUAUCACAGUUGCCCAUUGCUGGUAUGAAUUGGUACUUUAAAGGGACACUAUAGUCACCAGAACAACUACAGUUUAUUGCAUUUGUUCUGGUGAGUAGAAUCAUUAUCUUUAGGCUUUUUGCUGUAAACACUGUCUUUUCAGAAAAAAUGCAGUGUUUACAUUACAGCCUAAUGAUAACUUCACUGGCCACUCCUCAGUUGGCUGCUAGAGAUCCUUCCUGGGUCAUGGAUGCCAAAAAUGCAUCCAAACAUUCAGUAUCUCCUCCCUCUGCAUACAGACACUGAACUUUCCUCAUAGAGAUUCAUUGAUUCAAUUCAUCUCUAUGAGGAGAUGCUGAUAGGCCAGGGCUGUGUUUGAAUCAUGCUGGCUCUGCCCCUGAUCUGCCUCUUUGUGAGUCUCAGCCAAUCCUAUGGGGAAGCACUGUGAUUGGAUCAGGCUACUUCUGAUUAUUUCAGCAGACUGCUUGUUUUUUUUAGUCAAACAGCAUGCAGAUCUACAGCUUCUGGUUUGAAUACAGUAAGAUUUUGCUAUAUUUAUGGAGGCAUGAGGGGUCCAGGUGAGCUAGAUGGUGGUUUAACACUACAGGGUCAGUAAUACAUGUUUGUGUUCCUGACUCUAUAGUGAUCCUCUAAGUGGGGUUUGGAUUGUGGGUGUUCAGGAACUCUCCUGACUGCCCACAGCCCAUCAUUAGUGUGCUAGAAUUGUUUACUAUUGCAACUCUGAAUGCAUAGCUGACUCACACGGAAUAAUUGUCUGCCUAUAAAUUGGGUGGGAGUGCCUUAAAGUUGGUGGCCAGGCUGACGAUGGAACUGCCAGGCAGAUUUGAAAAUGCAGGUUUGGUUUCCAGAACCCAUUUUACAUGGGAUAGACUCUCAAAAUGUGGGAUUGUUCUGGAAAGGAAAAUGAGGAUGUUUGGCAUCUAUUAUGAAUGGAGGGACAGCAAAGGGGACUCCAAAUAAUUUAAAUGGUUAUAGUGCCUAGAGUGUCCCUUUCAUAUAAAAUAUAAGGUGAAGUAAUGUUUUGUUAUCAUUAGUGUAAUAAUGUUUACUUUGGAAUCCUGAUACAUGCCAUUCAUAUUUUCACUCAUUACUCGGCAAUUAUCAGGACUCCCCCUCUCACGUCAUCAGAACUCCUCCUCCCUCAGGAUUGCGGUGCCCAGAGGAUGGAGGAGUUCCGAUGAUGAGGGAGGGCAAGUUCCGAUGAUUGCUGAGCUGUGAGGGGAAAAGUGAGGGCAUAUAACAGGAAAGGUCUUCACUUUGUUCUGUAAAAUAACAGUCUUUAAGGUAGGAUGACAGAAAUGUAUUGUGUGAUAGUUACUGAGAAAUUGUUGAACAAUGCAGAAUAUCUGUUAAAGGACACCAGAAAUGUUUUUUUUUAUUUCUUUUUUAUUAAUAUUACAAGAAUUCUUGCAGCAUUCCUUUUUAAAAUGAAGCAUAUGUAAAAAAUACCUGCAAAUCCACCCCUUACUUUCACAGAACACUCUGCCAUAUUUAUAUCCGACUGGUAUACUCCUGCAUCACUCCAUGAACAGAGCGAUUAUGUCAUCAGCCAUUGCCCUGUGUGGCUUAAGUAGUGUCAGUACAUAGUGUACCUGGUCCACAGACCGAAGGUGUAUGAAUAUGGUAGAGGGAUCUAGUGUUCUGUGAAAGUAGGGGCCAGAUUUUCAGGCAUUUUUACAUAUACUUAUACAUUUACAUAUACAUUUAAAAAAGCCAUAUCUUUUCAUUAUAUGUUGCAAAAAUUCUUAUAAUAUAUAUAUAUAUAUAUAUAUAUAUAUAUAUAUAUAUAUAUAUAUAUAUAUAUAUAUAUAUAUAUAUGUUUUAAAUCUGGUGAUAGUUGUCCUUUAAGUUAGAAUAACAUGUAUACUUUGCUGCCACCAAGUGGGUUGUUAUAAUUAUUACCUGCCUGCCAGUAAUAGAAAUGGAAAAUCAAAAAACUUGCUUUUACCCCAAAGUUAUGCAGCUAACCGAUUAUAUCUAAUUAGCAACAUCAUAGGAGGAAGUGUUAUCUUUGUUAUCCAUUCUGUUCUCAUCUUCCUGUAGGGUUUCUAGCAGGUUUCAUCAAGAUAUGGAAACCAAGACUCCCCCAGAUAUUCCAUCUCAUCCACAAGGCAUCAGCAUUAAAACAGAACCGCUUACUUCACCAAUGGAAUGCUCAGUCUCUCGGCACACCCCAUCGCCCCAGCACAGGAAUGCCACGGAACUCCACCACCCUUACUCCAUUAUACGGCCAUGGCCUUUGGUGGAUGAGAGAUCAGGCCAUUCCAAUAGGCAUCUGCAGUUGCCAGUAGUUUGGCACCACUAAAGUGAUGGGAAUUUGGAGUAUACCAGUAAUAACUGCAUCGAGGAUUUAUUUCCACAUACGAAGACAUAGGGGAAAAAAGGUUUAAACGUAUUUGACCUUAACAGCAUGGCAGCUCUCUGCUUUCACGUUAUAAAUAUUAGUUUAAUGGCAUACAGAUCUUUUACCUGGCUAAAGGCCUUCAGAAGCUGUUGACCACCUGCAGACCCCUUUGCACUUUAUGGUACCCUUGGGUAGAUAAACAGAACUUAUUUGCAAGAUGCAGUGAUAUUUUGGUAAGAAGUAAAAUGCUGUGUAACUAUCUUCAGAAAUGGGAGCUGUGAAGUAACACCUACAUAUGCUAGAUAAGGAUUGCCACCUGGAACUGAGGGGAACUAGAACUAUGCUGUUUCUAUAUGAACUUCAACCAUCUUUAUUAAAAUGUUGGUCAACAUUACUAUAAAUCAAUUUGUGUAAAUAGUUAAAUAAAAGACAUAGUUGGGAUUUUUUGUGGUGAUAUUUUAUUCAAACUAGAACAUAUGUUGAAAUAAUAAGAUAUUGACACAUAAAUAAUAAUGCUUAAUGGUGAUCUUUUUAUGUAAUAAUUUGAAGAGUAUAUUGUAUUCUAUCAUGUGCUAUACACAACUGUAUUUUCAUUGGUUCAUGUCUCAACAAACGUUUUUGGGUUUUGGUUUUGGGAGAAGCACACAAGGAUGGCAUAAAUAGAGAGAGACAUAUGAUGAAGAUGGUGAAAUGAACAGAUGGGAAUUGGGAGAAAUACAAUGGGGCAGAUGAAGAGACGUACUCUAGUAGGAACUGAUAGAAAUAGGCAAAUGUAAUGCACAAAUACACAAUGCAAUGCAUUCGCAGACUGGUACUCCACAUAGAUCAACAUCCACUUUACACACAUUUGCACUCUUCAACAAACGCAGUUCUUCAUUCAAAGCAAUCUUUUAAUAAAUGUGGUCUGGAGCGCAGCUAGCUUCUGCUUAUUGGUCCCCUACAAAAAAUUAGAUGACUACAUGAACCUCCAUAGGUCUCUCGUGAAUGCACAGUUGCAUACCAUACAAUAGUCUGUGUGAGUGGAUGCUAUUGGGCAAUGGCAUGAUGUGGCCAUGAAUCUCUAUUCUUUGCCAUAUGUUCCCUACUUUGUCAUAUGAUAUAUGAAAUUGCAAUACAGUCUUUACUAAUUUUCAUGGAGAUUUUGUCCUGAUGGAAAACUCAGAAGUGAUGGCGUCAACUUCAUUUAAUAAUACUCUCACAUAUUUACUUUAAUACUCUGAUACACGCACAGACACUAUUGUACAUGUCAUAACACUAAUCACUACCCAGCCUGUCAUCUAAUUACCCUGAACCAUCAUCAACCUCCAACCUAAUUUAUUUAAUUUGCCUAAUUCCACACACUGUGCCAGGUAAUUUCCCCAAAUUGUUACCAAUCUGCCACCAAAUUUCACUAAUCCCUCCCUAGCAGACCACCUAACUUCACAAAUCUCUACCCAGAUUGCCAUGUAAUCUCCCUGCCCAGGUUGCAACUUUAUCUCACCAAUCCUUCCCCAGCCUGCCAUCUGAACUCCAUAAUCAUUUUAUCUUAAUCCCUUCCAAUCUUGCCAUCUGACUUCCCUAAUCAACCUGCAGUUUGCCACCUAAUCUUCCUAAUCCCUCCCCUCAAUGUAAUCCCUAACCAAUUCUUAGCCUGGCACUUAAUCUCUCUACUCUGUCUUUCUUACCAUAUAAUCACCCUAAUCUCUUCCUGUUUGCCUCCUAAACCUAUUAAUUCCUACCUAGUUGGCCACCUAAUCUCCCUACUAACUCACCAACCUUCCACCUAAUCUCCCUUAUAACUCGCCAACAGCCACUUAAUCUCACUAAUCCAUGCCAGUCCGUAACACGUGGACUUCUUCAGAUGCAAUCUUUGUUCACCCUUUCUGAUUAAAUUGUAUUGACAAUUGCCAGUUCUUAUGCUUUAUUGGACCUUUAUUUUGGUCCUUCCUUUUGAUUUUAAUUGGACAACCAAUAAAAAAUAAAUAUGCGUGAAGAGUCCAUUAAUGUCCAUAUAUAAAUGGUGUCUUAUAUUCACCCAUGUUCGAGUAUCUUUAUACACGUUUGUACAAUGUAUCAUGUUUAAUAAAAAUGAGUAUCUUUACGCAACAUAAAAAGUUACUUUACAUUCACGCAUGCAUAUAUACGUAUUGAAAUGAGACGGAGAGGCAAUAUACUAAACCAUGAUUAGAAGAUAUGUUUGCACUAUAUUUGGGUUUUAUGUUGUAGAUACACGUGAAAUGUUUGUUUAUUUUGGACGAAGGCUCAACACAAAUGUAUAAGUUUAAUGUUUUUUUUUUUUCUUCAAUUAAGAGAAUUGUG